Lodderomyces parapsilosis is the source of this 1932-nucleotide messenger RNA. RefSeq lists its product as uncharacterized. Lineage: Eukaryota; Fungi; Ascomycota; Pichiomycetes; Serinales; Debaryomycetaceae. The transcript has a single exon. The record is from RefSeq and is a predicted model, not a curated record. The coding region runs from base 1 to 1932 and encodes 643 amino acids.
AUGCUCUCCCUGAUGAUGGAAAAGGAUUUCUCCACGAGUUUCACCUUACCAGCUGCUUCAACAGACUCGUCAGAGCUAUCUAAUGAAAAGUUCGCUGAACUGCCUACCGAAAACACCACAUCAACCAAAUCCAUCAGCGAUGAAGAACAACCUGAAGCGGAUUUGAAGGACAAUUCACCAUACAAUCAAUCUGAUGACCACAAACCAUCAUUCAACUACGAUUUGGAAGUCUUUAACCUAUGUAAGGAAUACUUGAACACCAAAAAUCACCACGGAUUAGCUUUAAUUGCUAGACAAAAGGGAAUUCCACCAUUUCUUCGAUUCAAAGUUUGGCCAAUUUUGUUGAAAUAUCACCCAUUUGUGUUGGAUCCAUUUAUACAACCAGAUAACGAAAUCAUCAACGAAACAAGCGAUGUCGAAAGCACCUCGAGUAAAGAAACAUCGUCGUCGUCAUCAAAAGGGUAUCUAAGCCAGUCUGAAAGUGAUUAUGAAGUCCGAUCGGAGAGCCGUAAAGAAUCAGAUGCUAGCACAGAGAUUGAAAAGAAGAUCAAAAAGGACAUUGCUAGGUAUAUUCAACGCCUUUAUUACUUGAAAUCUCACGAUUUGACACCAGUCGAGAAAGAAAUUAUCCAAACAUUGGAAAGUGCAGUACUCAAAUUUACCCUUAAAUGGUCCAAAAUUAUCAAGUAUGACACCUCUCUUUCAUGGAUGGCUUUGAAUUUGGCCGAGUGGUUCCCGCCAAUACCGAAAACACCAUGGGUUUUAGUCGGAAGGGAUCAGUCACAAAAGGGGUCCUCUUUGAUUGCCAGUGUUGUUGACGAUUAUUCAAACUAUAUUGAUCAUAUCCCAGGGUUGGACAACUAUCUUGAUGAGUUGAUAUACAAGAAUGAAACCAUUUCAAACAUGAAAUUUCAAGAUGUGUAUGAGAGAUUGGUGUUGGUCUUGUUGCAUUGUCCUGAACCUGAAUCAAAAGUGGGCACAGAAACAGAAACAGCUCCUAACAAGAAUGACCAAAAAGAUGAGAGAAAACAAUCCAAAAUGAACAAGACGACAUUACCGAUUACUGGAGGCACAAUAGAACAAAGAGUUUCCUUCUUUAUCUUUUGUUUGCGCAAGUUGCUUCCUGAGCUUGCGCAGCAUUUCCAUGAGGAACAAAUUUUGACCAAAUUUGGUUGUCUGGAUGAUGAAUGGUUGAUAUGGUGGCUCAAAUUUUGUGGCACCAAAGUGUGGUCCAAACAUGACCGGGGCCGAAUUUGGGAUUUCCUUUUAGGUUGGAGACUUAAGAAUCCCAAGCGGAGUUUCAACUAUUACUAUGAGAAACUAAACUAUGUUAACAGAAACACAUUGCAGAAAUUGGGCCCCGAUGUAUUUUGGACAGUUGGAUCUUCUGAAAAUGAGCAAACAUCAACCAUUGAUCUAAGAAGAAACUCGUUCAGGGAUUUAAUUAACGAAUUGAACAAUGAGCUUCACAUUUCAAAAUCAGAUUUUCUACUGACAUCAGCGACUCCGUUGUCGGCCAAUGAGUCCAAGGAGAAUGUUAGUGGCCCCAAUCUAUCUAUUCCAUUUUCAAGAAUUGACCCUCACAUUGCAUUGAUAUUUAUUUCGAUAUCUUUACUCAAAUCGAAAGAGAACACCUUGGUUGAACUUGAUCAACAUGAGAUUAGGCAGUUUCUUUCGAGACUUCCGUCAAAGUCUUACAAGUACAAUCAAAAAUCGAGAAAACGAUCAAGCCAAACUUUUAAUUCGUCUUCAAAUUCGCGAACCGCAUCUCCACCUUUGCUGCCUAAUGAAGAAGCACCAACUAGUAACAUCAUUAUAUCGAAUGAUAUGCGAAACGAUAAACACAAGAUUAAUUUUAUUGAUAAUAUCAUAUCGGAGGCUGGCGAGUUGUGGCGGAAAUGGCUAUGGUCUGAGUUUGUAGAGGAUAGUUGA